Molecule: messenger RNA, 2035 nt
Organism: Actinia tenebrosa (Australian red waratah sea anemone)
Lineage: Eukaryota; Metazoa; Cnidaria; Anthozoa; Actiniaria; Actiniidae
Product: guanylate-binding protein 2
Molecular function (GO): GTP binding; GTPase activity
Source: RefSeq, a predicted model, not a curated record
GGGGAUUCCCCAGAAGAAAUAUGACACUGAGCGUUUUACAUAAUACGCGUCUUGGAUAUCAAGAUAUUUCUAGGAAAAGAUCACAGCAGGCGAAAAGAACUCUCGUACAAACGAAUGAAAUAUCUUCCUAUUUCUGGUUCAGUAGUGUCACAGGAAUAAYAUCUGGUAUUGACAGCAAUCAUGGCCACAAACCAACAGCAAAGUGCUAUUCCUCUGGUGUUACCCAACAACUGUACCUGGGAUGCACAGACUGGAACAUAUGACAAGAAGAAAGGUGUUGGUCGAGAAACGUUGAAUGCCAUACCCAAAGCACUAGACCAAUUGAGGGAGAUCAAGGGACCUGUAUGUGUUGUGUCCAUAGCUGGUCCUUGUAGGAAAGGAAAGUCUUACAUAUUGGGCAAGGUGUUUGAUUGAUUUACAAUUCUGCUGGUGUGCCCAACCGCUCAGACCUCGAGGGUCUAGACUUCAUCGUGAAACUUUCCCAGCGAAUCCAGUUGCACACCAAGAAGAAGAAUGCAACAGAUGAAGACGGGAGCCAUUUCUACGAGGCAUUUCCCAACUUUAUCUGGCUUUUGAGAGACGUGGUUCUUGAAAUCCCUGCAGGAUGCAGCAACAUCAAAGAAUACUUCCUGAAGAAAGUACUUAAUGCUAGCAGCGAAGACUUGAAUGACAAAGCCAGGAAAACAGCAGAAAGCAUCCUCAAUUUCUUCUCAGCAUUUGAUGCGUUUUCACUUCCACCACCUGCCUACGAUCCCAAGGUCGUGAAAAAUCUUAACGAUAAAAAUCUGGAAUCGCAAGUUAACCCUCAGUUUUUGAAGGAGGUCCAGGCCUUCAAGAAGAUGUUGCACUCCAGACUGUCCCCCAAGAAAUCCAUCAAUGAAGGAGAAUUUGUGACUGGGGAAGCCCUGGCUGCUCUUAUUCAGCUGUUUGUCGAGGCUCUCAACACUCCGGGCACCGUACCCAACGUAGAGAACGCGUGGGACACAUUUGUGCAUAACAAAUGUACCGAGGUUUUGGCUGCAGCCCUUGCUGCCUAUAAACAGGAAAUGACGUCACAAAUGAAGGAAAAGAUCCCCUGCGAGGCUGACGUGAUUAGGGCUGCACAUCUGAAAGCAAUGGACGCUGGAUUUGAAACGUUUCGCAAGGAAACAUUUACGUUGUCAAUAAAAAGUGUCGAUAAGUACUUGAAGGAACUAAAGGAAAAAGCUGACGUCAUUCUGUCCAAGUGGAUAGAACAAAAUACAAGCGAAACCGAGGCCUGUUGCAUUCAACUUCUCAAAGAGCUCAAACAAAGCAUGCUGGAUCCAGUGCUUAAACGUCUUCGUGGUCCAGAAGCAUCAAAGAUGCAGUUUAGUGACAUCGUCAGUGCAUACAAUCAAAUCCAGGAAAGCUACGCAGCCAAAGCACGUGGAGCAAAGGAUGUUCAGGCCACUGUGUUCAUGAACUUCCAUCCGGAAUUGCAGCGAGAUAUGGAGCAGAACAUUGAUAUUCUGCAAAAGAUGAAAGACUACAACGAGUCAUUGGCUAAAGAGAAGGCAGAGAAAGCUGAGCUUGAAGAACAAAGACUUAAAUCAGAGGAGGACAAAGCUCGUAUGGAAGAAGAAAAGGAAAUCAAGCAAAGAGAGAUGGUUCUCCUGCAAGAGAAGCAGGACGAAGAAAAAAUAAGACUGCAACAGAUGUUUGAGAAAAACAUGCAAGAUCAGCGUGAACAACUGACUAACAUGAUGGAAGCCAACUUUAAAGAACAACAACAAGUAAGAGAAGCAGCUCUGGCUCGCCAGAAGACCAUGGAAGACAUGGUUGAUGUCCUGAAACAAUCACUUGAUAGACGAGAUCAAGAGAUCAGUACACUGGGUAAACAGAUUGAAGCGAUAGCUAAUCGACCCAAGCCUCAACCAAAAGGUGGAUGUGUGAUGCUGUAAGAAGGCUACUACCAAUAAUACUACUGGAUUACUCUUAUAAACGAAAAAAGGAACUCAAUAGAUAGAUAAUAGUUGUUAAUGUAGGUAAAUAAACGUCAAUAUCAACACAUGAA